AUGAACGUGUUCAGUUACAAAACCCUGCUCUUACUGUCGUCUCCGGAACUGUCUAUUAUUCACUGCGAUCUCAAGCCAGAAAACGUGUUGCUGUGUAAUCCUAAGCGCUCGAAGAUUAAUAUCAUUGACUUUGGAUCUUCAUGCCAGAUUGUCAUCGAUUAUCAUAUAUAUACAGUCAGGUUUUAUCGUUCUCCUGAGGUUUUAUUAGGAAUCGCUUAUGACACAAAGAUCGAUAUGUGGUCACUAGGUUGUAUCCUAGUGGAAAUGCAUACAGGAGAGCCGCUCUUCGCUGGAUCUUCAGAGUUAGAUCAAAUGAUGAAAAUUGUUGAAGUACUGGGAAUGCCACCGAAAGAACUUUUAGACAUUGGCCCAAAGACUCACAAGUACUUUGGGAAAACAGAAGACGGUGUCUAUUAUUGCAAGACUACCCGUGACAAUUUUAACAAAUGCUACCGUGGACCGGGACACAGAAACUGCAUGACAUCCUCGGUGUUACCUCUGGUGGCCCCAAUGGAAGGCGUGCGGGAGAGGUCAGGAAACGUGGAACUCACCGCUUUGAGAAGAAAGAUGCUAUCUCGCAAAGCGCCGAUUAAACCAACAAAGGAUACAAACCCGAUUGAGCAACCUGAAAUAAAGAUGCUUAAUCAACAACACAUGUACUAG
Messenger RNA from Ostertagia ostertagi, 663 nucleotides. The record is from the annotation of a GenBank genome assembly. Lineage: Eukaryota; Metazoa; Nematoda; Chromadorea; Rhabditida; Trichostrongylidae.